Molecule: messenger RNA, 768 nt
Organism: Gongylonema pulchrum
Lineage: Eukaryota; Metazoa; Nematoda; Chromadorea; Rhabditida; Gongylonematidae
Source: the annotation of a GenBank genome assembly
AUGCAUACCUUUUGUUACUGUGUCGUUGUCACUGUUACAGGUUAUGCAUCUGUACGAAACGUGGACGUCAUGAGACUUCUUGGUGAUGGUGGUAUUCUUCACACCAAAUUCUGGAUUGUUGAUGCGCUGCAUGUUUAUAUUGGUUCAGCAAAUAUGGACUGGAAGUCCCUCACAGAGGUGAAAGAGCUAGGUCUUAUCGUUUGGAACUGUACUUGCAUAGCCAAUGAUUUGUCCAAGAUUUUCAAUAUUUACUGGCGGCUGGGUAUUAAGGAUGCAAAAAUUCCCUACAAAUGGCCGUUAAAUUUACGCACGCAUUUCAACUUCACCAAUCCACUGAAGCUUUCUACGACUGAGGAUAAUAUAGCAACGUUCAUAUCGAGUUCUCCACGACAGCUUAAUGCGAAAGGGCGCGAAGAGGAUGGCGAUGCAAUUGUUGCUGUAAUGGACGACGCGCGCGAUUUUGUGCAUAUUUCAGUAAUGGAUUAUUUGCCAGCAACUCUCUAUAGGGCACCCAGUAAUAACAGUUACUGGUCCAAAUUGGACGAUGCAAUACGCGCGACGGCAUAUCGAGGAGUGAAUGUUCGACUUCUCAUCAGCGAUUGGAAAUACUCGCGGCCUGAAAUGAUUUCUUUUUUGAAAUCGUUGCAGGAAAUUAAUGACGGCUUACCAAAGAAACUAAAUCGUUCUGGAAGAAUUGAAGUGCUUCGGCCGGUGUCGUUUUGUAUACAGGCUUUCUACGACCACAAAUACCAGUUCCUUUUGUUCUGA